AUGCGUGAGCACGUGCUGGUUAAUAACGCUAGUGUCGGGUAUAAUAGCACAAUACUGGAAGCACCCGAGGCGAAGAUUCGUCUGACAUUUGAGGUCAACACUCUCUCCCAUUUCCGCAUGGCGAAGGAGUUUUUGCCGGCCAUGAUCAAAGCCAACUAUGGUCACGUGGUGACAGUCGCCGGUACGGCCAGCAUCGUCGCUGUCGGUGAGAUGGUCGAUUACUGCUGCUCGAAAGCCAGCGUUCUAGCUUUCCACGAAGGUCUACGCCAGGCGCUCAAGUAUUCGUAUAGGGCGCCAAAUGUGCGCACUAGCAUUAUUCACCCAACCUGGGUUCAUUCCCCUAUGAUCAAGGCCUUGACCGAGAACGAUGAUAAUUGCAGCCGGCGUAUUCUCACUUGCCAGGUGGUCUCAACCGCCAUUUGUGAGAAGAUUUUGAAGCAUCGCAGUGGGCAGUUUAUUGUGCCUGGCUACCAGUCCCCAAUAUCCGUAGUACGAGAAUAUGCAAUCCUCAGCGUUCCGUUCAGGACGUGCAGUAGGGGAUCAAUCGACACGAUGGUCUAG
Molecule: messenger RNA, 561 nt
Organism: Penicillium canescens
Lineage: Eukaryota; Fungi; Ascomycota; Eurotiomycetes; Eurotiales; Aspergillaceae
Exons: 4
Coding region: 1-561 (186 amino acids)
Molecular function (GO): oxidoreductase activity, acting on the CH-OH group of donors, NAD or NADP as acceptor
Source: RefSeq, a predicted model, not a curated record